AUGUCAGGCUUAUUCGGUGGCGGUGCCGCCAACCCGACCCAAGGCGACCUUAGCAAGGACGUCCAAGUCACCAAUGGCCCCAGCGACAGCAUCUCCGACAUGGUCUUCAGCCCCGCCUCCGACCACCUCUCCGUCACGAGCUGGGACAGCAAAUGCUACAUCUACUCCAUCAGCUCCAAUGGUGAAAGCAGUGGCGUCGCCAUGCUCGAACACCAAGGCCCCGCCCUAAGCACCUGCUGGAGCAAAGACGGCCAAAAAGUCUUCAGCGCCGGAGCAGACAAGGCGGCACGCAUGCUCGACCUUGCAGCCGGCCACACGCAAUCCAGUCAAGCCACCCAAGUCGCUGGCCACGACCAACCCAUCCGCUGUGUGGAGAGCGCCAUGGUAAACGGCAGCCAAAUCCUGAUCACGGGCGGCUGGGACAAAAUGGUAAAAUACUGGGAUCUACGCCAGCAAACACCCAUCGGCCAACUCGAAUGCAAAGACCGCGUCUACACCAUGGACGUCAAAGACAACAUGCUCGUGGUCGGCACCGCAGACCGCUGGAUCGAAGUCGUCAGCCUCGCCAACCCCGGCACCCCCUAUAAAGUCAUCCAAUCCCCGCUGAAAUGGCAAACCCGCGUCUGCACCAUCUUCUCCCCCGAAGCCAACGGCUACGCGAUAGGGUCCAUCGAAGGCCGCUGCGCCAUCCAAUACGUCGAAGAUAAAGACCAAAACGGCAAUUUCUCCUUCAAAUGCCACCGCCAAACCUCCACCACCGACCGCAACCUCUCCAACGUCUUCAGCGUCAACGCCAUCUCCUUCCACCCCGUCCACGGCACCUUCAGCACGGCCGGCAGCGACGGGACCUUUCAUUUCUGGGACAAAGACGCUAAACACAGGUUGAAGGGUUACCCGGAGGUAGGCGGGACGAUCAGCGCGACGGACUUUGAUAGAAGUGGGAAUAUUUUCGCCUAUGCGGUCAGUUAUGAUUGGAGCAAGGGGCAUCAGGCGAAUAAUCAACAGUUGCCGAAUAAGAUCAUGUUGCAUCCGGUUAUUGGGGAUGAGUGUAAGCCGCGGCCGAAGACGGGGAAGAGGUAG
Recurvomyces mirabilis is the source of this 1080-nucleotide messenger RNA. RefSeq names its product RNA export factor gle2 (gene GLE2). The record is from RefSeq and is a predicted model, not a curated record. Gene Ontology annotation, biological process: transcription-dependent tethering of RNA polymerase II gene DNA at nuclear periphery; RNA export from nucleus. The transcript has a single exon. Gene Ontology annotation, molecular function: RNA binding; ubiquitin binding. The coding region runs from base 1 to 1080 and encodes 359 amino acids. Lineage: Eukaryota; Fungi; Ascomycota; Dothideomycetes; Mycosphaerellales; Teratosphaeriaceae. Gene Ontology annotation, cellular component: nuclear pore.